AUGUCUGGAGACCACAGUAACCUCAAAUCUCGCCCGUAUGAGCCCGCACAUGUCUCUGAAGUCGGUUCCGAGCCAUUGAGUUUCGCCUCCGCUGAGUAUAAGCGCCAUCCGAUGUACUCGCCCAGGGAAUGGCUCUUAGAAACCAUCACCUCAAUUUUGAGCCUAGGCCUCCUCAUUGGCAUCGCCUGCAUCUUCUGGUAUAUGGACAACAAGCCUCUCUCUGCCUGGAGCGCCCGUGUUUCUCUCAGCGCGACUAUUUCUAUCCUGACUACCGGCUACACCGCGGCGCUGAUGCACGGCGUGAGCCAGUUCAUCGGCCAACUCAAGUGGCUUCACUUCAAGACCGGAUCUCGGAAGCUUUCUCACUUUGAAACAUUUGAUGAAGCUAGCCGCGGCGGCACAUGGGGAUCUAUCAUGUUACUUACCACAGUCAAGUGGAACCUGGCCACAAUUGGCGCGUUUAUCACUAUCAUGCGACUCACCUUGGCGCCAUUUGCCCAGCAAGUGAUCCUGUUCCAGCAGCGACAAAUCUACUCCCCCGAUGACCGCGUCACCUUUGGAUAUACACACAAAUACUCCCUUGAGUGGAUGGGAGAAAUGGUGAACCCUCGUAUUGAGAGCAUUCCGCAAGAUCCCAAUAUGCAGUCCGCUGUGGUCCAAGGACUCUACGGCAUCAACACCCCGGCAAUGUUCAGCUGCCCCGGGGAGUGUCGUUGGACUGGGUCCUAUAUAUCACUGGGUUUCAAGAGCCAGUGCAAGAACGUCACCCAGGAAACCUUGCGGUCAGCCAAAUGUGAUGGUAAUGAGUAUUCCACGCAAUGCAACAUGACGACACCAGGCGGAUUAGGCAUCUCGACUCGCUAUUACUUCACCCAAUGGGCUACUAACUACUUCUUGAAUGCAUCUUCAAUGUUGGGAAACCCAACAGUCACAGCUCUGCCAGACACCUUUCCGGAAAUUACAAGAUUCGCAGUAUACAGAUCGACCCCGAACUUUGAUCUCCAACCUGAGAACAUUAACAUUACGGAAUGCUCUCUCUCACUCACGGCGUACGAAUACAUAGACGCAAAGGCGAACGGCAGUGAUUUUUCCUUUGGGAAGAUCCGGGAGGUUGAUUUCGGCAUCACGAAUCCCUGGAAACGUUCAUGUUGUCAGUAUGAAUGGGGCUGGCUGUACACGAACGAGUCCAAGACCGAUAAUAUUCCUGCGCUCGAAAUACUCUAUUCCAAUCUCGCAGCCCUGCGAAAUUUCUUGGUGUCCCCGACGAUCGUUACUGAGUGGGUUGAAGGAAACUUUGACAACAAAAACCUAGGUCUGGCUGCUGCUCUAUCUGGUGACGUGAACAUCGAGCAGCGUUUUGAGAAAAUGGCGGCCAGUAUGACGGACUAUCUGCGUCACGGGCCAAACGCCGAGGCUGCACAUGGAGAGAGAAUCGAGAGCCAGCCGUUUGUUUUGAUUCGCUGGCCGUAUUUUAUUCCGCUUAUAGCAACUGAGCUGAUAGCGAUUAUGUUCGCUGUCUUGACCAUAUUCAGCAAUCGUAAGGACCGCCAAGUUCCUCUGUGGAAGACUUCGACGCUUGCGGUGCUGGCUUGUCAGCAUGAGAAGCGGCUUGGCUUGCUACAGAGCACGGUCACGGAUGUCAAGGACCUCCAGGAGUCGGCGGGGAAGACUGAAGUACGGCUGCAGUAG
Aspergillus novofumigatus IBT 16806 is the source of this 1689-nucleotide messenger RNA. Its product is annotated as DUF3176 domain-containing protein. The coding region runs from base 1 to 1689 and encodes 562 amino acids. The transcript has 2 exons. The record is from RefSeq and is a predicted model, not a curated record. NCBI's taxonomy places the organism in Eukaryota, Fungi, Ascomycota, Eurotiomycetes, Eurotiales, Aspergillaceae.